Cottoperca gobio is the source of this 4628-nucleotide messenger RNA. RefSeq names its product GRB2-associated binding protein 1 (gene gab1). The record is from RefSeq and is a predicted model, not a curated record. Gene Ontology annotation, molecular function: signaling adaptor activity. Lineage: Eukaryota; Metazoa; Chordata; Actinopteri; Perciformes; Bovichtidae. The coding region runs from base 567 to 2933 and encodes 788 amino acids. Gene Ontology annotation, cellular component: cytoplasm. Gene Ontology annotation, biological process: signal transduction. The transcript has 14 exons.
ACGGAGCCACCCUGUCAAUCACAAUUAAGGAACCAUGGGAGUAAACUGGUAAGGAAGCUCGGCGCAACCACUGUGUUUACUUUACGGUGAAUAUUUGUUGAAUUUGCGCAGAAACGACAACUAUGCACCCGUACACUGUGGGACAUUUACAUCUGAUCUCGCCCAACUGGGAACCGCUACACUUUGACGGGAAUUAGCAUGAGGCGUUACAUUUUAACAACACAAACUUAGCGAGUUGCCUGCGCCUUUUUUUUUUUUUUUUUUUUUUUUUUUUGUUGCCCUCACAGUGUUCCAGUUUGAACAAAAUACACAAGUCACCGUUGGUAUUUGUACAAAAGGCGGUGCCGCGGAGGUUUCUAUGAACUCCGAGCGCAGGAUAUACUCGUUUAUUUGACUACAAACCCCCCCGAGGAAAAUCUGGUCUGUGCAUUUCAGAGAACUGCCUUGUCGGUGAGUCGACUUUCGAGGAAGGAGUGACGGUACAAGAAGACACUCCCAAAAACAAACGAAGCCAAAACAGCAAAUCUCUCCGCUCCAACUCCAGGGAGAGCAAGGAAGGAUCCGAUAUGAGUGGGGGAGAUGUGGUGUGCUCAGGGUGGCUGAGAAAGUCUCCUCCAGAAAAAAAGUUGAGACGUUACGCAUGGAAGAAGCGGUGGUUUGUUCUUCGCAGUGGCCGUCUGACAGGCGACCCAGACGUGUUGGAGUACUACAAGAAUGACCACGCUAAGAAGCCCAUCCGUGUUAUUGAUCUCAACUUGUGUGAGCAGGUGGACGCUGGGCUGACGUUCAACAAGAAGGACUUGGAGCACAGCUUCAUAUUUGACAUCAAAACCAUUGACCGUGUCUUCUACCUGGUGGCUGACACCGAAGAAGAGAUGAAUAAGUGGGUUCGCUGCAUCUGCGACAUCUGUGGUUUCAACCCCACUGAUGACGAGGCAGCAAAAGCUGCUCACCAGUCAGCCAUCGGAGGCCUGGUGGUGGACACUGCCCCGCACCCAGCUCUGGGUAAUAUUCUGGGUCCAGCAGCGAUGCUGUCCAGUGUGCCUCCUCCAUACCAGCCGGUCAAUGUGCGACACCUGGACUCUCAGUCCAGUUCAGAUGAGCCCCAGGAUUACCUGUGGCUGGUCAACUGUGAGAGCAAAAAGCCUGAACCCAACAGCACAGUGCAGCUUCACUCUCCACUGGAGGGAGACCAGGAGUAUUUGCUCCUGGAGGAGUGUGAGAGCAAGACUCUCCCUCCCCAGGCUAGUCUAGCCCAUGCUGAGUGUUCCAAGUCUACCUCGUCAGAGACGGACCUGAACGACAACCUCCCCUCUCACCGCACGCCCACAUCCUCCUCCUCCUCAGCUAAACACACCUCGCACAACGGCUUCUUCCCACAGCACCCGGCCCCUACCUCCGCCUCUUCCAUCUACGACUCGCCUCCAUCACGCGGUGCCUCGCUCUCGACCGACGGCGGCCUUUACCACCUCCCUCGCAGCUACUCCCAGGACACUGUGCUGCUCCCAAAGUCGGCCUCCUCCCCUCUGGCCCAUCCGGACAGCGUGGACGGCUCUGAGCUCUAUGUCUUCAACACACCGUCACGAAAGCCCUCAAUGGAGUCACAGAUACGCAACCUUUCCAUCAGUUAUGAUAUCCCACCUACACCUGGCGCAAACUGUACCUACCAGGUGCCCCGCACUUUGUCAGUGUCGGCAGGGGUAGGAGUCUCAGAGGGUGGGGGAGAUGUAGUACCCCCUCCUAGACCACCAAAGCCUUCGCUCAGUUCCACCUCAGGACCCCCACCACCCCCCGCUGAGCGCUCACCUACGGACACCUAUUGUGUGCCUCGCUCAGCGUCAGAGACAGACGGAAACUACUGUGUGCCUACUAGUGCUGGGAUUAAGUCUUUACGCAGCAACACUAUUGGCACGGUGGACUGUUCACGCCUCCGCAAAGAUUUUGGAUCCCAGGACUGCUAUGACAUUCCUAGAUCAUUCCCCUCUGAGAAAAGCUGCUCAUUUGACUUCAACGAAAGCUUCAACAGCUACUUUAAAAACAAAGGAAUGAUGCCAGUGGGCAGCCAGUCCACAGAAGAGGUAGACCAGAACUAUGUACCCAUGAGUGCCAACUCCCCAUCACACCAUCACUCGGGCAGUUUGUCAGAGCCCAUGCACGAACCCAACUAUGUGCCCAUGACCCCUAGCACCAUGGAGUUCUCCUCCCUAGGAAAGCAGGUCCCUCCGCCCGCCCACAUGGGCUUCCGCUCCAGUCCCAAGACUCCUCCUCGCAGGCCAAUGAUCAGCGACUGCCAGCCCCCACCCGUGGACCGAAAUCUCAAACCUGACCGCAAAGGUCAGAGUCCUAAAAUAAUAAGAGCAAAAGGUGUCGGUUUAGAGCGAACCGACUCUCAAACCGUAGGUGAAUUCCCGAGGGGACGACGCAAGGGAAGACCCGCUCCACUGGAGAUCAAACCACUGCCUGAAUGGGAGGAGCCCAGUACGCCUGUCCGCUCGCCUGUCACGCGCUCAUUCGCUCGAGAUCUCUCUAGGUUUCCAAUGCCAACGAGACCCCCGUCAGUGCAUAGUACGGCCUCCAGCACUGACUCCGAGGAAUGUGAUGAGACUUAUGUACCCAUGGUCUCUAAUAUGUCCACAGAUGAACCAAACAUGAAGCUUGGCGCCCCCCUGACUGCGGAUGGUGGGAGCAGCCCUAUGGUGAAGCCGAAGGGAGACAAACAGGUGGAGUACCUGGAUUUGGAUCUUGACACCGGCAAGUCCACCCCUCCUAGGAAGAUGAAAAGCAACGGAACUGGAAUGGCAGUGUCGGAUGAGCGUGUUGACUACGUGGUUGUGGACCAGCAACGGACACAGGCCCUUAAGAGCACCCGGGAGGCCUGGAACGAUGGCCGCCAAUCCACAGAGACAGACACCCCUUCCAAGGGACCCAAGUGACCCUGUUGUCCCAACCAUCAACCCACCCUCCAAACCCCCAAACCGUUGGGCCUUUUACAAUAGUGUAGGCUCUGGUUUGUGCUUUAGGAUGGUCCAGCUCUCACGUUCCACCUCAGCAAAGUCCUUAAUGUGUAGGGGGCCAGUGGAGCUUCAUAGCCACUCAACUGUGUUUAGUUUACAGUGCUGUCAGGCCUACGACAGCACUGUGUAUACAGUUGUAAGAAGGGGUGUGAGCCAGGAAUAAGCUGUAUGCAGUAUGAAAGCAGGUGGAAUGACUGGACUUGUCUUCUGCGUUUGACUAAAGCAGACUCAUGAACUUUGAACAUUCACUGCCUCCUAUAUUGGAUUUUUUUGUUCUGUUGUUCACCUUUCAAUGGCCGGUGGGUUGAUCCACAGUUAACAUUUCCUUAAGUUAUAAUGCUGUUUGAUGUUGUUUUGAAGUGUAAGUGAAAUCACUUGAUAACAUGAUCACUAUACUUUAUCAAUGCAACACUCUACUACUUAGCAUAGCUGGCUAACAGUGUUGAUGUGUGGGUUCCUCCUGCUUGAGCAGAGUGAAGUUUCCAUCGGCACUGGUCAGAAGUCAGUUUUACAAUUUCCACGUCAACUUAGUUUGGAGGUCUGAAACUGAUCCCGAUCUGUGUCUAAGGCAAACUUCAAACGUGAUCCCCAAGAUAACCCAGUACGACAGACUUUUAUAGUUUUUAUUAUUAUUUUUCUUUUAUUUGCAAAGGCAGUUGAACUUGAUCAUUUUACAUGUAACCAAGUGCUCAAUUUAAGCUUUGAAUUCAAGGUUUAAUCCACUGAACAUGAUUUUGAUUUCCAUUUACUUUGUACGUGGAGAUGCUUCAAUCUGUUAUAAUGGAAGUGCAAAGACUGUACAAAAGUGUUAUGUAUAUAAACAGGAAAAGUGUCCUUUAUUUGUAUGGAAUAUCCAGCGUGUAUGACUCGAAGGUAUGUGGAUUCUGCAGGGUAGAAUCCUUUGCCUGUCUUAGGUGGUAUCAGGACUUGUGAUUAAUGAAUGAAUUACUGUGAGUUUUUAAAAGAACGUGACAGGUUUUCUAUAAGUUAUGCAAAAGGUAUCAAACUAAGGCUAGAGAGAGAGAAAAUCAGGUACUAAUAAUACAACUAUUCAUUUCUAAUUUAUUUCUCAAGUUAUUUCAUCAGGUGGCUUUCAUGUCCACUUUUAGCUCAGUAUUCUUGUAUAUGGAGGAACAUUUGCUUAAGUCUGUUAAAAUGCUUAGUUUGACAAGCGCCCAAUUAGUUCACAAGUUCAUUGUUAUUCCUCAUUUCUCUCUCGUCUUAGGUUUAAUUUAUUUCAAAUUGAACUGGCAUACAGUUUUGGGAAAUUGACUGCCUCAUGUAGUCAACUUGAUACAUAUUUUAUAGACAGUGAAAAAGUCUUUGUCUGCAUAAAUCUGUGCUUUACUAACCUGUGAACUCUCACUCAGAAGUCCCAAGCAUGUGCUACCACAAGAUAAAAUCAUUGCUGUACAUAUUUUGCCAUCAAUUAGAUUAACAUGUAUCAUUUGAAAAAUGUGCCUACUAAUUCAUCUUCAUUCUACUUCACUCUUUCCUUAUUGCAGUCUCUUUGUGAUACGGACUGCAAAGCUGAUGAUGCUUUAUCUUUUUUAAUGAAUCUCGACAGAAAAUGUAAAUUUUAAAAGUAGACUAAAUAAAAUACAACCUCUUAUU